This is a messenger RNA of Gopherus flavomarginatus (Mexican gopher tortoise), 871 nucleotides long. RefSeq lists its product as uncharacterized. Lineage: Eukaryota; Metazoa; Chordata; Testudines; Testudinidae. The coding region runs from base 119 to 841 and encodes 240 amino acids. The record is from RefSeq and is a predicted model, not a curated record. The transcript is spliced from 2 exons.
UUACUGCAAAGCCCGUGAGGGAAAUCGCCGCUCAGGAGCUGCCCCCACAACCUGCCAUUUUUACAAGGAGCUGGAUGCCAUACUUGGGUGUGACCCCACUGCCAAUCUGAGGACCACGAUGGAGAGUUCAGAGCAGGGAGAAGUGGGGGAGGGUGUAGAGGAAGCCGACAGUGAGGCUACUGGCAUGGAGGGAGACACCCCGGAGUCCCAGGAGGCAUGCAGCCAGGAGCUCUUCUCAAGCCAGGAGGAAGCUAGCCAGUCGCAGCAGCUGGAAGUUGCUGGUGAGGAAGAAACUGAGGAGCGUGCUCGGGUGACCUUGACUAAUGCAACCGGAUCACCGGCCUCACGUCGGUUGCAGAACUUGAGAAAAAAUCCGCGAAAAUCAAAAGAAGAAUUGAUCAAAGCAGUUAUGAUUCACUACAACAGAGAAAGUAGGAAGACGCAGGAAUGGAGAGAGAAAAUGUAUGAGUGGAGGCAUACAGAAAGCAGGAGAAAGGAAUUGGCUACCAAAAAAACCUCAAAGCAGAUGAUAAGCCUCCUGGCUCGCCAAACUGAGUCUUUCGAGUCUCUCGUAGCCAUGCAGGCAGAUCUGUACCGUGGUAACCCACACCCCUCCCAAAGCUCUCUUUCUUGUUCCCCAGUAUUUGCACAAAACACCUUUCUCCAGAAGCCAGUUUCUUAUUACUCCCAGCUGCCCCCAACACCUGUACGAUCACCUACCAGCCCUGAUAACUACAAUUCUUACCCUGUGCACUCCACCCCCAUUACCAUGCAGCAUAGUAAUCCUGAAGUGCAGCAGACAUUGAAUAGUAAUCCAAACAGGACAUAUUCAAACCUCUGAAUGUACAGUCCACCACCCUAACCCCCCUGG